AUAAGGCGUACGGUCACGAAGAAACCACGAGAUACUACCGAUGAUGAGGAAAUAUAUGUGGUGUAAUCUUAAUUUAGUGGACAAAGCGGAGGACAUAGGCAUAAAUAUGGCAAAAUUUGUUGGUUAACUAUCUUGAAAUCGAUAAAUACUUCUUUAUUUCUUGAAGUGCUCCUUGUUGUAAUAGUUUUUCAAAAGAGGCAUCAUGUCUUCAGUUGGGAGCAAGGCUGCAAAAAAGAAUCAAAAACGUGCAGAAAAACGAGCCAAGGAAAGAGCUCUAAAGUUGAAGGAAGAUGGUGUGAUUGAUCGUCUCAAGAAUGAAAGUAAGGAUUCUCACACAGGAAACAUGAAAUUGUUAGAUCCUGUUGAAGAACUGAAAGCAAAACUGCAAGAGGCAAAAGAUAAGCAGGAUCAUACACAAGCAGCCAGAUUGCGAAGGAAUUAUGGAUUAUGCAAGAUAAAAUGGCAGGAUUUGCUCCACCAGAAGAGGAAGUCACGAUCUGAUUUUGAAACCAACACAGAUUCCAGUUCAACAUUCACAAACAAUCAGGAAACGUCGAGAGAAAAAUCAGAGAAACGACUUCGUGGUUUAAGGAAGAAACUUGUUCAGAUUGAGAAACUUAAAAUGAAACGUGAAGAAGGAGAGAUAAUGGAAGAUCUUCAGAUUGCAAAGAUACAGAUGGAGGAAAUGAUCUUGAAAGAAAUUGGGGAAAUCGUGGAACUUUUGGGUUAACUGUGGAUUCCAACAUACAAAGAUGUACAGCGUCUCGUACCAUCUUACUCUUCAAAACGAAAUGAAAUUAACCUUCAUUCAUGCACAGACAAUUGAACACUGAACUUAUGAUGUGUUCAAAGCAAAACUUUGAAAAAUCUUGUCGACAAAAAACUCGCCAUGUUCAACGUCGGCAGCCAUGAUGAGAUGAAUAACAUUUGCUUUUCAACAUGUUCAUAUCAAUGCAAAGUUUCCAUCCACUCCAUAGCUGUCGCUGUAACGUGAAUUAACAAUUUUAUAAUCAAUUGUUAUAACGUCCAAACAGAUUUAAAUAGAGAAUGAAAUGCUUUGCUUACAACCCAAGAAUCUUCAACUGGAAAAAAAAAUUUGUUCGCGACGACAUUUUCCAGUUGCCCAGCAAAAAAAUGUAAAAUGUAGUAGCGAUAACACUGAGGAAAUUAUAAAGACCUUCACUAUAGUUUAUUAUAGUAAAAAUCAUUUCUUUCUUUCGAUGGUCGCUAUUGUUGGAAUAAAUAAAAUUUCCUCUUUUGUGUGGAACAUCAACA
Xenia sp. Carnegie-2017 is the source of this 1275-nucleotide messenger RNA. RefSeq lists its product as uncharacterized. The record is from RefSeq and is a predicted model, not a curated record. Lineage: Eukaryota; Metazoa; Cnidaria; Anthozoa; Malacalcyonacea; Xeniidae.